GCUCCUCUCCCAGUCGGGCCGUGUGUGUCACCGCAGGGAUGGCGGCGCUGGCUCGCAGCGUGCUGGUGACAGGCUCCAACCGCGGCAUCGGGCUGGAGCUGGUGAGGCAGCUCGCCGCCAGCCCCCGGCCCCCGCAGCACAUCUUCGCCACAUGCCGUGACCCCGGCGGGCCGCGAGGGAAGGCUCUGCAAGAAUUAGCUGCCCAGCACCCCAGCAUCAAACUGGUCCAGCUAGACACUGUGAACUUGCCCAGCAUCCGUGGAGCCGUGUGGGCUGUGGGGUCUUAUCUGAAGGACCAGGGCUUGAACCUGCUCAUCAACAAUGCGGGUGUCAGCUCGCAUGCCACGCUGCACUCCCUGAAUUCCCAGGAGAUGCUCUCUGUGUUUGCCACCAAUGCCAUUGGGCCACUCCAGGUUGCAAAGGAAUUUCUGCCGCUUCUGGAGAAGGCAGCAAACGGCUCGGGGCAGGAGGGGCUGAGCUGCAGCAGGGCUGCCAUCAUCAACAUCUCUACCAAGCUGGGCUCCAUCGGGCUGUGCCUUGGUGUGCACCAGGACCCCAUGUACCCAUACCGUGCCAGUAAGGCUGCCCAGAACAUGGUGACAAGGUGCUUGGCUGCAGAGCUCCAGGACAAGGGGAUCUUGUGCACAGCCAUCCAUCCUGGCUGGGUGAAGACUGACAUGGGAACGGAGAAGGCACCGCUGAUGGUGGAGCACAGUGUGCGGGGCAUCCUGACCGUGCUGGCCAGCCUCUCGCAGGACAAUUCCGGAGCCUUUCUCGACUGGGAAGGGAACAGCCUGCCUUGGUGACAAGAAGAUGACUGUUGUGUCUUGCCCAUGCUGUGGCCUCCUGCUUGCCAGCUCAUCCCUCUGCACGGUCACUCUGCUUACCCUCAUGCCAGUGAGAUGGGAAGGGUGUGGGAAACAACUUCUCAUCCCUUCCCCACCCGUGCGUGGCCCUGCUGUCCCCCUGUGACCCCCACCUCUGUAAACACUGGGAGCUGA
Molecule: messenger RNA, 1001 nt
Organism: Melopsittacus undulatus (budgerigar)
Lineage: Eukaryota; Metazoa; Chordata; Aves; Psittaciformes; Psittaculidae
Product: C-factor-like
Exons: 6
Coding region: 39-806 (255 amino acids)
Cellular component (GO): cytoplasm
Molecular function (GO): oxidoreductase activity
Source: RefSeq, a predicted model, not a curated record